UCUUUUGAAAGCUUGACUCCCUCCAACAGUAACAGCACAGCGCAGCAUUCAGUACUGGACAAUGACUGGCACUUCAACUUUAGCAUGCCUUGGAACAACAUGCCCUCACACAUAAAAGACACUCUCAAGAUGGAAGAACGCCCAUCUGCUAGGGACAGAAGAGAGGUCAUCAGGCUGGUAGCUGCAGAAAUCCUGGCAGUUUGUCAAAAUCCAAAGAAGAAACACUUAAAUGAAAUUGCACGCAAGAUGGUCUUGGCGUAUCCUAAGUCAUUCAAGGAUGUAAUUGAGGGUGAUGUAGUAGGAAGUGGUUAUGAUUCCCUUGCAAAACAACUUCAGUGCAGAGUUGACAACUACCAAAGAACACAGCCAAUGAUUGCUCAAUCCGGAGUUGAUGAGAAAAGCAGACGGCGGAAAACUGAAUAUGGAUGUGUAAGCCCUGAUCUGGUUCCUGGAAACCUUGAAGUACAACAAAAGAAAAAGGAAGAACUAAAGAAAAUGUUUGAGAACAAUGACCAAGACAAGAAAAAGAUUGAGAUGCUGAUGUUCGACACAUUUGCGUCCCAAAGAAGAGAUGUUGUUGAUGAAGAAGACACACAAACCAUGAAAGCGGAGUGGCCCUACUUAUUUCAUACCACUGGAUUGAAGACCCAUUUUUGGAAACUUACUGGUGUCCAAAUGGAUGAAGAAUUUUAUGAAACCAUGACCAGUAAAUUCGAACGCAUUCUGCAUUUCUUCAAGUGUCAGGUUAGGGAAAAAGGAAGCCAUGCAGCAGAGCUGCUGCAUGAUAUCCAUUCUGCAAAUUCCAGUAAAGAUCCCAGUGGUGCCGUACUGAUGCUAUUGCUCCACUUCAAGGAAGAAGAAAGGCACAUGUUUGUUCAUGUUGAAGACACUUGCGUGUCAUCUGAAGUAAGACAAGAAAAUCUGCCAUCUACUCCAUGCAUUGUGGUGUGUGGAGACAGCCCACUGACAGCAACAGGAUUCAUGGUGGCAAUUGAUCAGGUGGUUGUGAUGGAAAGAAUUCCCACAUUGACCAAUGCAGUGGUUAACAUGUUCAUGAUGUACUAUGUCAUGAAUAUUGACUACCCUGCAGAGAUUUGCACCACCCUGGAGUUCCUUCAAAGGUGCAUUUUCAGAAUCAACCCCGAUCAUGGUACAAAAGUGGAAAAAAAAGGGAAACGGAAACGGUUGGCUGUCAACCCCAGGGUCCUUUCACUCAUCUCAAAGAUAUCUGAGUACGAUUGGAUGGAGUGACUAUUUCAAGAAGAAUGAGCUGACUAAGAUGCAAGAUUUCCCAUGAAGCUGCUGUUACUGUUUGUGUUUAUAUUGUUCAUGUCUGCAAUUGUAACAGCAUUGGCUGUUUGAUCUUUCCAGACAGAUUGUUUUAAUUCUCAUGAAGCUGCUGUUACUGUUUGUGUUUAUAUUGUUCAUGUCUGCAAUUGUAACAGCAUUGGCUGUUUGAUCUUUCCAGACAGACUGUUUUAAUUCUCAUGAAGCUGCUGUUAUUGUUUGUUUAUAUUGUUUUCGUCUUCAAUUGUAACAGCGUAUAGC
This is a messenger RNA of Astyanax mexicanus (Mexican tetra), 1548 nucleotides long. RefSeq lists its product as uncharacterized. The coding region runs from base 85 to 1251 and encodes 388 amino acids. The transcript has 4 exons. The record is from RefSeq and is a predicted model, not a curated record. NCBI's taxonomy places the organism in Eukaryota, Metazoa, Chordata, Actinopteri, Characiformes, Acestrorhamphidae.